Messenger RNA from Nicotiana tabacum (common tobacco), 790 nucleotides. The record is from RefSeq and is a predicted model, not a curated record. NCBI's taxonomy places the organism in Eukaryota, Viridiplantae, Streptophyta, Magnoliopsida, Solanales, Solanaceae.
UGAUGGCCCAUUUAUUCAGGAUUCUCCUCUCUGAAGCUCUCAAGAGAGAACUAAUGAAACUAAUGGAAGCACAAAGGAAUCAAUGUCGAUUUGGAAGAUGAUAACGAUCUUCGUGCUCUGAAACGAAAGUAUUUAACGCCAAAUAAUAAAAAAUUCAAGAGUCUGCACAAGCAAAAGAGUCACGAUGGAAUUAGCAGACAGAACGAUUGGGCUGCUUUUGACAGUAACUAGUUUGUUUAUUUUCACAUAUUAUACCUUCUGGGUCAUCAUUCUGCCAUUGGUUGAUACUGAUCAUUUUGUGCACAACUAUUUUCUACCUCAAGAGUAUGCGAUUCUUAUUCCUGUAUUUGCUGGAAUGGCACUCAUCUGCUUGCUGAGCAUGUUUAUUGGAUAUGUAAUGCUCAAGUCCAAAAAGAAGAAGGCAUGAUACAGCCAGGCUAAGCCUGCUGCUAGCUGUUUGAACUCUUUCCCACUUGAACAGCUCGUGUCACAUAAAUUUUUCUCUAUUCAUAUGUUUACUAUGAUCUGAAAAUCCUAGAUACCUUCAGCCUUCUAGUAGUGAAAACAUACAGACAACAAGCUCUAUUUUGUGUUUGUAGUUUCUUUAGGAAUGUCUGUUGUCUUUAGAUAGAAAAGGGAAUAGGCCCCUGUCAUUAGCCUGUAUCUUGAUAAUUAUUAGAGGUCGAUGGUUCCUCUUUAGUUGUGUAGUGGGGUAUCUUUUUCUAUGUUAUUCAUGAAUCACGAUUCAGCAAUAAAGUCUACGAAUAGAAUGAGAGUUGUUGAACAAUGA